GCAUAAACAGGCGAAACAUGGCAACUCAGGGUCUAAAUGUUGCGGAUUAUGUUGUGAUGGCGAUAUUUGUCGGUAUCUCUUCGCUGAUUGGGUUUUACUACGGACUAUGCACGAAACAGCGAACCACUGAAGAGUAUCUUCUCGGAGGGAGGAGAAUGCAUUUACUUCCGGUUGCCAUUUCGCUAGCCGUCACGUUCCAGUCGGCCAUUUCAAUUAUGGGGACGUCUGCAGAAAUAUACAUGUACCACACUAUGGGAACGUAUGGUGACAUUGGGUUUAUCAUGGCAACGAUCUUCCAGGCGUUUGCAAUUGUACCUCUCAUGCAUCCACUGAAACUGACCAGCUCCUACGAGUACCUGUACCUACGGUUCGAGUCCCGGGCUGUCCAGUUAUUGGCAACUGUGCUUGGUAUGCUGCAGACAUUGCUGUACAUCAGUAUUGUUCUUUUUACCCCCGCACUAGCGUUAGAGGCAGGUAGGAUCAAUAAACCCCCGCAUUAGCGUUAGAAGAAGGUAGGAUCAAUAUACCCCC
Mya arenaria is the source of this 531-nucleotide messenger RNA. RefSeq names its product sodium-coupled monocarboxylate transporter 1-like. Bases 18 to 500 code for a protein of 160 amino acids. Gene Ontology annotation, molecular function: symporter activity. The record is from RefSeq and is a predicted model, not a curated record. NCBI's taxonomy places the organism in Eukaryota, Metazoa, Mollusca, Bivalvia, Myida, Myidae. Gene Ontology annotation, cellular component: membrane. The transcript has 4 exons. Gene Ontology annotation, biological process: sodium ion transport; transmembrane transport.